This is a messenger RNA of Schizophyllum commune H4-8, 303 nucleotides long. RefSeq lists its product as uncharacterized. The transcript is spliced from 3 exons. The coding region runs from base 1 to 303 and encodes 100 amino acids. The record is from RefSeq and is a predicted model, not a curated record. Lineage: Eukaryota; Fungi; Basidiomycota; Agaricomycetes; Agaricales; Schizophyllaceae.
AUGGCCUGGCGCGCAGCAGGAGGUGCGCUCACUGUCGCUGGCGACGUCGCCAGCGCGUUUGGGUGUCCCAUACCUGCGCAGACGAUUCAGAACAUCGUGGAGGCUUGCGAAGCCACGGGUGUCAACCAGAGGAAGUGCAAACAGCUGGCUAAUCGCUGCCGGAGGCUGCUACUUACAAUUGAGGAACGUCAGCCCGAGUUACUGCGGAAUGAGAAGCUCAGAGCAGAGGUGGACGACUUGACGAAGUUAUCCUGUACUCCAUACACGACAAGAUCAAGAGCUGGCCUCAGUACAGUCGUAUAA